AUGUCAGCAACCGGUGGCCCAAUGUGGGUAUGGCGUCCCAACAAAAUCAUCGAGAGUGAGCCUCAAUCUGAAGAUUAUCGCUGUUGUUGUGGCGGCUUCAGUACUGAGAGAUGCUUCACCGUUGUCAUCCUUCUCAAUCUCGUCAGUCUUGGCGUUCUCUUCAUCGAUCUCUUCAUUGGAAAUAACAAAGCGGCACCGGGAAAUUGGGUUGAUGUUUUUCUCCAAGUGCUUGUUGUCGUUUUGGCCGUUUUAGCCAUUAACACAAAGCGGCCCUUCUAUAUGCAAAUCUUCUGGAUUUUUCAGCUAAUCAACCGUGUCUUCACCAUCAUUCUCCACAUUCUUGUCAUGAUCGCCCUUGCUCUUCUUUAUUCAAAAAUGCCUGAAACAGAAGAAAAGAAACAUGAUAAGGAACAUAUUUUGCAUAUUCUGAUCGCCUACUCGCUGUUCUUCUUCUGUUUCGCUCUCCCAGUGUCGAUUUGGAUGAUCACUUUUGUUUAUUCUUACUAUUGCUAUAUCAGAGAUCUCCAACUUUGGAACGAGCAGCAAGACGAUCGUGCUCCACUCACUGUU
Mesorhabditis belari is the source of this 570-nucleotide messenger RNA. Lineage: Eukaryota; Metazoa; Nematoda; Chromadorea; Rhabditida; Rhabditidae. The record is from the annotation of a GenBank genome assembly.